Messenger RNA from Tetranychus urticae (two-spotted spider mite), 1029 nucleotides. Lineage: Eukaryota; Metazoa; Arthropoda; Arachnida; Trombidiformes; Tetranychidae. The record is from RefSeq and is a predicted model, not a curated record.
AUGCCUCAAGCUCUGGUGCCGGAACAGCUACAAAUACCUCAUCAGGACCAACAUCAACCGGUAACUCAACUACCACAGGCUCAACAGCAGCAGCUUCAGGCAGCAGCAGCUUCAGACUCAUCAUCUGCACCUGCACCAGCAUCAAACACUGGAUCAGGAUCAUCAUCAGCAGCUUCAAGUUCAGCAGCAGCAGCAUCAGCAGCAUCAGCUUCAGAUUCAUCAUCAGGACCAACAACCUCAACAUCAACCAGUAACUCACCUAACUCAGCAAGUUCAGCAGCAGCAGCAUCAGCUUCAGAUUCAUCAUCAGGACCAACAACCUCAACAUCAACCAGUAACUCACCUAACUCAGCAUCAUCAGGAUCAGGUUCAGGAUCAUCAGCAGCAGCUUCAUCAGCAGCUUCAGGUUCAGGAUCAUCUGGUUCAGGAUCAGGACAAGGAUCUGGUUCAUCAGGUUCAGGAUCAUCUGGUUCAGGUUCAUCAGGAACAGCAGCUUCAGGAUCAGCAGCAUCAAGUUCAGCAGCAGCAGCUUCAGACUCAUCAUCUGCACCUGCACCAGCAUCAAACACUGGAUCAGGAUCAUCAUCAGCAGCUUCAAGUUCAGCAGCAGCAGCAUCAGCAGCAUCAGCUUCAGAUUCAUCAUCAGGACCAACAACCUCAACAUCAACCAGUAACUCACCUAACUCAGCAUCAUCAGGAUCAGGUUCAGGAUCAAGUAACUCACCUAACUCAGCAUCAUCAGGAUCAGGUUCAGGAUCAUCAGCAGCAGCUUCAUCAGCAGCUUCAGCAUCAAGUUCAGCAGCAGCAGGUUCAGGCUCAUCAUAUGCACCUGCCCCAGCAUCAAACACCGGAUCAGGAAGAUCAUCAGCAGCUUCAAGUUCAGCAGCAGCAGCAUCAGCAGCAUCAGCUUCAGAUUCAUCCUCAGGACCAACAACCUCAACAUCAACCAGAUCAGGACAAGGAUCUGGUUCAUCAGGAUCAGGAUCAUCUGGUUCAGGUUCAUCAGGAUCAGCAGCUUCAGGAUCAGCA